UUAAUUAGGGAUGAUGAUAAAGCAUUCCAGGCCUAGCUAUCAGUAGGAAACCAUUGCCACAAUUAUGGCUGAGGGAAUGAGUAGAAUAAAUGAUUACAAAAGGAAAUAUGAAAGUAGGAGACGCCUAUCCAACAAGACCUGUGACCCUAGUUUAAGGUACCCUGUUACUGAUAAACCACGGGAGAGGCCCAGGAGAAUAAACCCUGACAUUCUUUUCUUCACACCCUGUCCUCUAACAUUCAUCUAGUACUUCCUGUUGACCAGAGAAGAAGGAGGCCUGGUUGAGAAACACCAUGGAACCCCGCCAUGGAAGAGAAGAGUGAGAAUAGACCUGAAGGGCCGAGAGGAGUAUAUCUUGCUCACUUUCCAACACUUUAUUAAAUUGUUUUCCUAGGUAAGAUGGUGAGCAUUCCUAUUUUGGAAAACAGAGAACAUGGUAGAAAUAAGUAAAUUGUCUUCCAACUUAAAUUUGUACAAUUAAUGUUUAUUGACCUCCACUCUGGUUCAAACAUUAAAGUAGAUCUGGGGAUAAAGAGGUGAAGAAGGCAGAUACAGCUUUCCUUCUCUGUGGCUUAUUUAAACGGUUUUUGAAUGGAAGAGUGAGGUGAUUUAAUCUUAAUCUGUAUAUCAACAGUGUGUAAAACAAGAACCAAGAGUUGGUUAGAAGCCAAAGCUCUUAACCACUGCCCCACCAGGGCCCUUCAUAUACAGGUAUAUAUAUAUAUAUAUACAUAUAUGUGUGUGUGUUUCUACGUGUAUGUGUUGUUGUCUUUGUUGUGUGCUGUGGGGUUGAUUUUUACUCAUAGUGACUUUAUAUUACACAGUAGAACUGCCCCAUAGGGUUUCAUAGGCUGAAAUCUUUAUGAGAGCAGAUGGCCAGGUCUUUUCUCCCACAGAGUGAUUCAUAGGUUUGAACUGCCAAUCUUUUGGUUAGCAGCUGAGUGCUUAACUGUUGUGGCACCAGGGCUCCACACCCACACGUAGAUGAGUUCCCUAACAUUUCCUGCUGGCUGAGAAGGAGUUGGGUUUAUUACAUGAUGAGCUCCCUGUGCCUGAAUAUCCUCGAGCAAAUGCCCAGUGACCACUUGUCACAAGAUGUUGUAGAUGACAUUCCAGCACCAACAGAAAAAGCUGGAUUAGACAGCCUCAAUGGUUCUAAUCUUUUUGUAAAAUAGAAAUUGCAUAUUUUUUUCUCUUCUUUUAUACUGUAAAGGAAAAUAGUUUGUAUUUUUAAAAUGCUUUGUUCUUAUUUGCAAACCCAAAAUCUCAUCACCCUGCUAUUAAAAAUGUUGUCUUUAUAGGAUAAUCCCAAUAUCUGUGUUCAUCAUCAGCACUGAAGUGAAAGAAAACAGGAUGAAUGUGACUGACUUAAUUCUAAUAGGACUUACACAGAAUCCUCAGAUGCAGAGAAUUCUAGUUGUUGUUCUGUUUAUCACCUACAUUGUCACUGUUACAGGAAACCUGCUCAUUGUGGUCACCAUAAUCUACAGUCAGACAUUGAAAUCCCCGGUGUAUUUCUUCCUGGCCUUCUUAUCUUUGAUAGAUGCCUGCUACUCCUCUUCCAUAAUCCCCAAAAUGCUAGCUGACUUGCUCUCUGAGACAAAAACCAUCUCCUUCAGAGGCUGCAUGACACAGAUCUUUACUGAACAUUUCUUAGGUGGUUCUGAGGUUGCCCUCCUUGUGGUCAUGGCCUAUGACCGCUAUGUGGCCAUCUGUAGACCUCUGCACGAUGUGACCAUCAUGAACCACCAUAUAUGCUGCCUUUUGGUGGGGGUGUCUUGGACAGUGGGUUUUUUCCACUCUAUUGGACAGAUUCUUGUCACUUUCUGGCUCCCAUUCUGUGGCCCCAACAUCAUGUAUCACUUCAUGUGUGACGUCUUUCCUCUGAUACAACUUGCCUGCACAGACACUUUCCUUGUUGGUCUCUCAGUUGCUACCAAUGUUGGGGUAAUCUGUGUAAUAUCCUUUGUAAUGUUGUCGAUAUCCUAUGUUGCUAUCCUAUAUUCCUUGAGGACUCAGAACUCUGCAGGGAGGAAAAAGGCCCUCUCUACCUGUGGUUCCCACAUCACUGUUGUUGUCUUGUUCUUUGUGCCCUGUAUUUUUAUGUAUAUGCGACCAGUAGCCACCUUCUCCGUGGAUAAAUCCAUAACUGUCUUGUAUACUCUUGUCACUCCCAUGUUAAAUCCCAUUAUCUACACAGUAAGGAAUGCAGAAGUAAAAAAUGCCAUCAAAAUAUUAUUGAAAAGAAAUGUAAUUUCAGAUAAUAAAUGACCCAGCAUGAAGAUUGUAUUUCUAUCAUAAUCUUUACAUUUUGUUUUAUGUUACAUACAUAUAUGUGUAAAAAUGUAUAUGUUUGUGUGAGUAUAUAUAUAUAUAUAUGUAGCUCUUUCUCACAUAUAUCACUUAACUUCCAUAGAACCUUUGCGCAAGAAUGGCAUGGAGGUGGUGUCUGACCUCCUCUAUCUUCACAAGGAGGAAGAAGAAUCAAAAUUAGCAACCCAAGCCUGAUUCCUCAUGGAAGUCAGACAUGCCUCCUCUCUCUACCAUCUUUACUAAUUCUGACACCAGCUGCCCCUCCUAUGGCACUCUCUACUUCUCUGCUGAGUUCAAUAAUUCAUUGCAAAGGCCACACAGAAGUCACAGACAAUACUCACUAUUAUGGUGUUUAUUAGGGAAGUAACAGUUACAAUUCAGUCCCAAGAACAUUCAAUAUACAGUGCUUCCAUAAAGAACAGCUGUGCUGAAAGGCACACCUCUCCCUGGUCUUAGACAUAUGCCCAAAGGCACUCAACUUUCUCCAUGAGCCUGGAAACCCACCGGGUGGUUGCCUGCUGCUGGAUGUCUCCUGCUGGGUCUUUUCUGCCACUGCUUCUCACCAUCUUCAGGGUUACAGCUCACUCUCUCUGUUGGUCUCCUGCUUCCAGGAGCUUCUCAGCACAGGGACCCCAGGUCCAAAGGGCAUGCUGGCUUCUGGCUGUUCUUCCCUGGCAGUGGUGGGAUCUUCUCUUUUCCCCCUCUGGGGUGGCUGAUUUCAAGCCCAGCAGGAUGACAAAACUGACCAAUCCCUUUGGUGGGCCAUAAUUACCCCACCACUCAAUCGCACCAAUCUCCUGGGAGGGAUUACAAGACCAAGGCUAUUAAGUCCUCACAAAAG
This is a messenger RNA of Loxodonta africana (African savanna elephant), 3154 nucleotides long. RefSeq names its product olfactory receptor 4C3-like. The transcript has a single exon. Gene Ontology annotation, biological process: G protein-coupled receptor signaling pathway. Lineage: Eukaryota; Metazoa; Chordata; Mammalia; Proboscidea; Elephantidae. The coding region runs from base 1354 to 2271 and encodes 305 amino acids. The record is from RefSeq and is a predicted model, not a curated record. Gene Ontology annotation, molecular function: olfactory receptor activity; G protein-coupled receptor activity. Gene Ontology annotation, cellular component: plasma membrane.